GAUGCGUCGAGCGGCUGCGGCGCGCUCAAGCCUUCUUCGGUCUGGACGCUGUGCUUCGCAGCCCCGUGGCCCACGGAGGACGGUACAUUGGACUCCAGAGGGAGGUGACAAUGCACCAUGGCAGUGGUCCUCAGAACGUCCAACAUCAGCUGCAGAGGUCCAGGUCCUUCACCGCCAGUGAGGAGGAGCAGUCGGCCCAUCCAAAUCUGCCACCGUCCCCUGCAGCACCCUUUGCUCCGUCGGCCAGCCCGUCUGCCCCCCAGUCCCCCGGCUACCAGAUACAGCAGCUGAUGAGCAGGAGUCCUGCAGCUGGGCAGAAUGUGAACAUUGCCCUACAAAGCGUGGGCCCUGUUGUGGGAGGAAACCAGCAGAUCACCCUAGCCCCUCUGCCGCUGCCCAGUCCCACCUCUCCAGGUUUCCAGUUCAGUGCACAGCAGAGGCGAUUUGAGCAUGGCUCUCCUUCGUACAUUCAGGUUGCGUCCCCCCUGUCCCAGCAGGUGCAGACACAGAGCCCUACGCAGCCCAGCACCGGRCCUGGGCAGGCCCUGCAGAAUGUGCGUGCAGGGGCCCCUGGGCCUGGGCUGGGUAUGUGCAGCAGUAGCCCUACCGGAGGCUUUGUGGACGCCAGCGUGCUUGUGAGGCAGAUCAGCUUGAGCCCGUCCAGUGGCGGGCACUUUGUGUUUCAGGAGGCUCCAGGCCUCACUCAGAUGGCCCCGGGGGCCCAGGUUCAGCUCCAGCAUGCUGGAGCGCCCAUUGCAGCACGAGAGCGGAGACUGUCCCAGCCUCACGCACAGUCAGGAGGCACCAUCCACCACCUGGGACCCCAGAGCCCUGCAGCUGCUGGAGGAGCCAGCCUGCAGCCCCUGGCCAGCCCAGGCCACAUCACCACAGCCAGCCUACCUCCCCAGAUCAGCAGUAUCAUCCAGGGCCAGCUGAUUCAGCAGCAGCAGGUGCUGCAGGGGCAGCCACUGAGCCGGCCUCUGGGAUUUGAGAGGACUCCCGGCCUGCUGCUGCCUGGGGUCGGGGGGGCUCCUGCGUUUGGGAUGACAUCUCCACCACCUCCCACCAGCCCUUCCCGAACUGCCAUGCCCCCCGGCCUUUCCAGCCUGCCGCUCUCRUCUGUAGGGAGCUCAGGGGUGAAGAAGGCUCCCAAGAAACUGGAAGAGAUCCCCCCGGCCUCUCCGGAGAUGGCGCAGAUGAGGAAGCGGUGCCUGGACUACCACUACAGGGAGAUGGAGGCCCUGCGGGAGGCCUUCCGAGAGUGCCUGGUCGAACUGUUUUUCUUACAACAUCUCCAGGGGAACAUGAUGGAUUUCCUUGCUUUUAAGAAGAAGCAUUAUGCCCCGUUACAGGCAUAUCUUAGGCAGAAUGAUUUGGACAUUGAGGAAGAGGAGGAGGAGGAGGAGGAGGAGGAGGAGGAAGAAGGAAAGUCUGAGGUCAUCAAUGAUGAGCAAGCCCUGGCAGGGAGCUUGGGUGCUGGAGCAGGCAGCGCAAUGGAGGUGGACCCAUUCAAGAGGCAGCCGGUGAUGCCGCCCGCAGAGCAGUCCAAGAGACCUCGACUUGAAGUGGGCCAUCCAGGGGUGGUCUUCCAGCCCCCAGGGGUGAGUGCUGGCGUGCCUCUGCAGCAGCUGAUGCCAACCGUGCAAGGAGGGAUGCCUCCCACCCCGCAGGCUGCCCAGCUCACUGGACAGAAGCAGAGCCAGCAGCAGUACGACCCCUCCACAGGGCCUCCUGUGCAGAAUGCUGCCAGCUUGCACACCCCGCCACCACAGCUGCCCACAAGGCUGCCCCCRGCCAGUGUCCCUGCCUCUGCCCUCCCCUCCACGCUACAGUUCUCACAGCAGCCGCAGGUUCUGGAGGCCCAGACACAGCCCCAGGUCCAGCCCAAGACUCAGCAGCUUGGUGUCUCUGUUCCUGUCCCCCAGCCCAGCCAGCCCCCGGCUCCUCCUCCACAGCCCUCCCAGCCRGCGCUCCACGUUCCGAUGCCUGGGAAGGCACAGAUGCAGACUGCUCAGCUUCCAUCCCAGCCGCAGACGGUGGCUUCGACCAGGCCCCCCCUGGACUCUGCCCAGCCCUGUCAGCGGUCUCUGCCCACUGCUUCCUCAUCGCUUGCACCAGGGAGUAGUGCAGUCCCGGGACCCUCCCCUGCACGGUCCUCGCCAGUGAGCAGACCCUCCUCAGCAAGCAGCAAGGCACUGUCUCCAGUCACAUCCCGCUCUCCAGGGGUGGCAGCAUCGGCACCCCCCAAACCGCAGAGUCCUGCUCAGAAUGCGGCCGCAUCCCAGGACAGCGUCCAGGACAAGCUGGCAGAACAGAUCACGCUGGAAAACCACAUCCAUCAGCGCGUAGCAGAUCUGAGGAAGGAAGGCUUGUGGUCCCUAAGACGACUGCCAAAACUGCAGGAGGCCCCACGUCCCAAGUCGCACUGGGACUACCUGCUGGAGGAGGUGCAGUGGAUGGCCACGGACUUUGCCCAGGAGCGGAGGUGGAAGUUGGCUGCUGCUAGGAAGCUCGUCAGGACUGUGGCUCGCCACCACGAGGAACAGAAGCUUCGGGAGCAGCGAGGGAAGAAAGAGGAGCAGGACAGGCUGAGGCGCAUUGCUGCCUCCGCUGCCCGGGAGAUUGAGCACUUCUGGUCAAACAUCGGACAGGUUGUAGAAAUAAAACUACAAGUAGAAUUAGAAGAAAGGAGGAAAAAGGCCUUGAACUUGCAGCAGGUUUCUAGGAAAGGGAAGGAGUCAAGAGCUAGGGGAUGUGGCACGUUUCCUGAGCACUUCCUGGACUCGGGAAUAUCUGGAAGGAAAAGGAAAGCCAGCACCUCUUUGACUGAUGACGAAGUGGAAGAUGAAGAGGAGACCAUUGAAGAGGAGGAAGCGCAUGAAGGGCUUGUGGACCACCACACAGAGCUGUCCAACUUGGCCAGGGAAGCUGAGCUGCCCCUGAUGGAUUUGAUGAAGUUGUAUGAAGGUGCCUUUUUGCCAAAUUUCCAGUGGCCCCAACCUGACCCCGAGUGUGACGAGACGAGCGGAGAGGAGGAUGCUGACGACUGUCCCAGUGACAGGGAGAGCCGCAGGGACUUGGUUCUCAUAGACUCCCUCUUCAUCAUGGAUCAGUUCAAAGCUACAGAGAGGGUGAACGUGGGGAAGCCCAACACCAAGGACAUCGCAGAAGUCACUGCUGUGGCUGAGGCUGUGCUGCCCAAGGGCAGCGCCCGGGUCACCACCACGGUGAAGUUCAGCGCGCCCUCCUUGUUGUACGGUGCCCUGCGAGAUUAUCAGAAGAUCGGCCUGGACUGGCUGGCCAAGCUGUACCGGAAGAACCUCAACGGCAUCCUGGCGGACGAGGCCGGGCUGGGCAAGGCAGUGCAGGUCAUCGCUUUCUUUGCUCAUCUCGCUUGUAACGAAGGUAACUGGGGCCCCCAUCUUGUUGUCGUGAGAAGUUGUAACAUACUCAAGUGGGAACUUGAGCUGAAACGCUGGUGUCCUGGGCUCAAAACCCUCUCCUACGUUGGCAGCCACAGAGAACUCAAAGCAAAGAGACAGGAGUGGGCCGAGCCCAACAGCUUCCACAUCUGCAUCACGUCCUACAAGCAGUUCUUCAGAGGCUACCCUGCCUUCUCACGAGUGCGCUGGAAGUGCCUUGUCAUCGACGAGAUGCAGCGUGUGAAGGGCCUGACUGAGCGGCACUGGGAGGCCGUUUUCACCCUGCAGAGCCAGCAGCGUCUUCUCCUGAUUGAUGCGCCGCUGCACAACACCUUCCUGGAGCUCUGGACUAUGGUGCACUUCCUCAUCCCCGGGAUCUCCAGGCCCUACCUGAGCUUCCCCUUGAAAGCCCCCAGCGAGGAGAACCAGGACUACUACCACAAGGUGGUCAUCAGGCUGCACCGGGUGACACAGCCGUUUAUUUUGCGGAGGACUAAAAGAGAUGUGGAGAAGCAGCUGACCAGGAAGUAUGAGCACGUCCUCAAGUGCCGCCUGUCCAGUCGGCAGAAAGCUUUGUAUGAGGACGUCAUCCUGCAGCCUGGGACUCAGGAGGCUCUGAAGAGUGGUCACUUUGUCAAUGUCCUGAGCAUCCUGAUGAGGCUGCAGCGCAUUUGCAACCACCCCGGGCUGAUAGAGCCCCGGGUCCCUGACUCCUCCUACGUGGCAGGGCCUCUGCAGUACCUGUCGGCCUCUCUGGUCCUAGAGGCACUGGAGAGAGGUGUUUGGAAGGAAGCCGAUCUUUCUAUAUUUGAUCUCAUUGGAUUAGAGAAUAAAAUCACUCGCCAUGAGGCAGAAUUGCUAUCUAAGAAAAAGGUGACCCGGAAGCUGAUGGAGGAGGCCUUCACUUCGCCACCCCCGUCAGCCCGGCCAGUGGCAGUGAAGCUGAAGGCCAGUAGGUUGUUUCAGCCUGUGCAGUACGGCCAGAAGCCCGAGGGUCGCACCGUGGCCUUCCCCAGCACCCACCCGCCCCGGACAGCAACUGCCAAUACAGCUGCUGCGCCUCCACAGGGCCAGGCCCGUGGACGGCCACCGAUCGCCACGUUCUCUGCAAACCCGGAUGCAAAAGCGGCCCUGUUGCAGACCUCGCCGGCCUCCGCCAGCGCUCGACACCAGCCCACCACGACAUCCAGCCCGGCAGCUGGCCCUGCCCAUCCUGUGCGACCGCGGGCUCAGACCGCGGCCCCUGCCUGCGCCCCAGGCCUGCCCCCGCCCCCGCCCCAGGCCCCCUCGCUGGCGGCUGGGCAGAGCGCGCCGCCCCAGCGGCUGGUGCUCACCUCGCAGGCCCAGGCGCGCUUGCCCAGUGGAGAAGUAGUGAAGAUAGCUCAGCUGGCAUCCAUUGCAGGGCCUCAGAGCCGAGUGGCACAGCCCGAGACACCUGUGACGCUGCAGUUCCAGGGGAACAAGUUCACUUUGUCGCACAGCCAGCUGCGGCAGCUCACGGCAGGCCAGCCCCUGCAGCUGCAAGGCAGUGUCCUCCAGAUCGUAUCUGCCCCCGGGCAGCCCUACCUGCGAGCCCCUGGCCCUGUGGUGAUGCAGACCAUGUCUCAGGCGGGCACGGUGCAUGGUGCCCUGGGAAACAAGCCCCCAGCCGGCGGCCCCAGCCCUGUGCCCUUGACCCCACAAGUUGGAGUUCCCGGGCGAGUGGCAGUGAAUGCCAUGGCUGUGGGAGAACAAGGGCUGACCUCCAAGCCAGCCUCUCCUGUCACUGGGCCGACCCAGGAGGAGAAGAGCAGGCUUCUGAAGGAGCGGCUGGAUCAGGUCCACAUGGUCAAUGAGCGGCGCUGUUCCCAGGCCCCCAUUUACGGCAGGGACUUGCUACGCAUCUGCUCCCUGCCUGGCUGGGGAAGGGUGCCCUGGCCCACACCCGUUGACCGCAGCUUGGGAAAGAGGUCGGGGCCAGUGAGCUUUCCCUUAACCCCCUCGAGAAGCGUGGGUGAUCUGAUUUUGAGCUUGAAUCGACGCCAGGAGUCUCUGCAGGACGUUCUGGACAGGGUGGCCUGUGUGAUCCCUCCGGUGGUGGCCACACCCCCUUCCCUGUGGGUGGCCAGGCCACCCACUUUAUACCGACGCAGGCUGUGGACCUUGAGGCAGCGACUGCGAGAGCACACUGCCCCCUAUGCGCAGCAGCUGCGGCAGCUGACUGCCCUGCGCUCACUGCAGUUCCCCGAGCUGAGGCUGGUGCAGUUCGACUCAGGAAAGUUAGAAGCUUUAGCUGUCUUGCUCCAGAAGCUAAAGUCCGAAGGACGUCGGGUGCUUAUUUUAUCCCAGAUGGUUCUCAUGCUAGACAUUCUAGAGAUGUUCUUGAACUUCCAUUAUCUCACCUAUAUAAGAAUUGAUGAAAACGCCAACAGUGAGCAGCGGCAGGAGCUGAUGCGGAGUUUCAACAGAGACAGGCGGGUUUUCUGUGCUCUGCUCUCCACCCAUAGCCGUGCCACAGGCAUAAGCCUUGUGGAGGCGGACACCGUGGUCUUCUAUGACAAUGACCUCAACCCAGUGAUGGAUGCCAAGGCCCAGGAGUGGUGUGACCGGAUCGGGAGGUGCAAGGACAUCCACAUAUACAGGCUUGUGAGUGGCAACUCRAUUGAAGAGAAACUGUUGAAAAACGGAACAAAGGAUCUGAUCCGAGAAGUGGCAGCGCAGGGCAACGACUACUCCAUGGCCUUCCUGACCCAGCGGACCAUCCAGGAGCUAUUUGAGGUUCACUCCCCACUGGAUGACACCGGGUUCCCAGUGAAAGCCGAGGAGUUUGUGGUGCUCUCUCAGGAGCCUACUGUCAGCGAAACCAUCGCGCCCAAGAUCGCCAGGCCAUUCAUAGAGGCCCUCAAGAGCAUUGAGGAUCUGGAGGAGGACACACAGAAGGCCGCAGAGGAAGCAGUGCCCGGAGCAAGCGCUGGCCUGUCGACCUCAGAGGUGGGCAGCUCCAGGUGUGAGGAGGAGCCUUCGCAGCUGGAGGAGCUGGCAGACCUCAUGGAGCAGCUCACACCAAUUGAAAAGUAUGCUUUGAAUUACCUGGAAUUAUUCCAUACRACUGUUGACCAAGAGAGAGAGAGAAAUAGUGAGGACUCAGUCCUGACAUCGGUAAGGGACUGGGAGGCCCACAAUGCCCAGAUCCUGCAGGAGAGGGAGGCCCAGCUGCAGCRGGAGCAGGAGGAGGCAGAGCUGCUUACCUACACGCGGGAGGACGCCUACAGCAUGGAAUAUGUCUACGAAGAUGCCGACGGACAGACAGAGGUCAUGCCUCUCUGGACCCCACCUACCCCACCCCAGGAUGACAACGACGUGUACAUUGACUCUGUCAUGUGUCUCAUGUAUGAGGCCACACCCAUCCCAGAGGCCAAGCUGCCCCCCGUGUAUGUGAGGAAGGAGCGCAAGCGGCACAAGACAGACCCCUCGGCUGCAGGCAGGAAGAAGAAGCAGCGGCACGGGGAGGCAGUCGUCCCACCCCGAUCCCUGUUUGACCGGGCAACGCCGGGCAUGCUGAAGAUGCGGCGUGAAGGCAAGGAGCAGAAAAAGAACCUGCUGCUCAAGCAGCAGGCGCCCUUCGCCAAGCCCCUGCCCACCUGCGUCAAGUCCUCAGGGGAGCCUGCCCAGGACAGCCCCGAGUGGCUCAUUGGCGAGGACUGGGCCCUGCUACAGGCCGUGAAGCAGUUACUUGAGCUUCCCCUGAACCUCACGAUCGUGUCACCUGCCCACACGCCCAACUGGGAUCUCGUCAGCGAUGUCGUUAACUCCUGCAGCCGUAUCUACCGCUCUUCCAAGCAGUGCCGCAGCCGCUACGAGAACGUCAUCAUUCCCAGAGAGGAGGGCAAGAGUAAGAACAACCGUCCCCUGCGCACGAGCCAGAUCUAUGCCCAGGACGAGAAUGCCACGCACACCCAGCUCUUCAGCAGCCACUUUGACCUGAUGAAGACCACAGCUGGCAAGAGGAGCCCACCAAUCAAGCCUCUGCUCGGCAUGAAUCCCUUUCAGAAAAACCCCAAGCACGCCUCGGUGUUGUCAGAAAGUGGGAUCACCUACGACAAGCCCCUGCCUCCCAUCCAGGUCGCAUCCCUCCGUGCAGAGCGGAUCGCAAAGGAGAAGAAGGCCUUGGCUGAUCAGCAGAAGACUCAGCAGCCGGCUGUGUCACAGCCGCCACCCCAGCCRCAGCCCCCGCCACCCCCACAGCAGCCGCCGCCACCUCCACCCCAGCCACAGGCAUCUGGCAGCCAGCCACCCGCAGGGCCUCCCACUGUCCAGCCCCAGCCYCAGCCCCAAGCACCGCCGCAGCCUGUGCAGGCCCCACCAAAGGGGCAGCCCGCCAUCACCACUGUGGGCAGUGCAGCUGUGCUGGCAGGAACCAUUAAGACGUCAGUGACCGGGACGAGCAUACCAGCAGGCACAGUGAGUGGCAAUGUGAUUGUGAACACCAUCGCUGGCGUCCCUGCCGCCACCUUCCAGUCCAUCAACAAGCGCCUGGCUUCGCCUGUGGCUCCAGGGUCCUUGACCACGUCCGGAGGCUCUGCUCCCGCCCAGGUGGUUCACACACAGCAGCGAGCGGUUGGCUCCCCUGCCACUGCCACCACUGACCUGGUAUCCAUGGCAACGACCCAGGGCGUCCGAGCAGUCACCUCUGUGACAGCCUCAGCCGUGGUCACUACCAACCUGACCCCUGUGCAGACCCCGACACGGUCUCUGGUGACCCAGGUGUCCCAAGCCACAGGUGUCCAGCUACCUGGGAAGACCAUCACCCCUGCACACUUCCAGCUUCUCCGGCAGCAGCAGCAACAGCAGCAGCAACAGCAACAGCAGCAGCAACAGCAGCAGCAGCAGCCGCCGCCGCCCUCACAGGUGCAGGCUCCACAGGUGCAGGCCCAGGCCCAGAUCAAAGCUGUGGGCAAGUUGGCACCGGAACACAUCAUCAAGAUGCAGAAGCAGAAAGUGCAGCUGCCCCCACAGCCCCCACCACCACAGGCCCAGCCUGGGCCCCCCCAGCCUCCAGCACAGGUGCAAGUGCCGCCCCCGCAACCCCCGCAGCAGCAGAGCCCCCAGCUCACCACGGUCACAGCCCCACGGCCCGGGGCUUUGCUCACAGGCACCACUGUGGCCAACCUCCAAGUGGCCCGGCUUACCCGGGUUCCAACUUCCCAGCUGCAGGCCCAAGGGCAGAUGCAAACACAGACACCGCAGCCAGCUCAGGUGGCCUUGGCGAAGCCUCCGGUGGUGUCUGUCCCAGCAGCCGUGGUCUCUUCGCCGGGCGUCACGACUUUGCCCAUGAACGUCGCGGGCAUCAGUGUGGCAAUUGGGCAGCCACAGAAAGCAGCAGGACAGACCGUCGUGGCCCAGCCCGUGCAUGUGCAGCAGCUGCUGAAGCUCAAGCAACAGGCCGUGCAACAGCAGAAGGCCAUUCAGCCGCAGGUCGCACAGGGCCAGGGUGCUGUCCCACAGAAGCUGGCAGCGCAGCAGAUGGCCACUCAGGGCCCACAACAGAAGGUCACCUACGCUGCCCAGCCGGCCCUUAAGACCCAGUUUCUGACCACACCCAUCUCCCAGGCCCAGAAGCUGGCUGGGACGCAGCAGGUGCAGACCCAGAUUCAGGUCGCCAAACUCCCUCAGGUGGUGCAGCAGCAGGCACCCGUGGCCAGCAUCCAGCAGGUCGCCUCCGCCGCUCAGCAGGCCUCUCCACAGACUGUGACGCUCACGCAGGCCACGGCGGCAGGGCAGCAGGUGCAGAUGAUCCCCGCGGUGACUGCCACGGCCCAGGUGGUACAGCAGAAGCUCAUGCAGCAGCAGGUGGUGACCACGGCCUCGGCGCCACUCCAGACCCCAGGAGGCCCGAGCCCAGCACAGGUGCCAGCCAGCUCAGACAGCCCGAGCCAGCAGCCCAAGCUGCAGAUGAGGGUCCCAGCCGUGAGGCUGAAGACGCCCACCAAGCCCCCCUGCCAGUAGGCCACCAGCAGGGUCACCUGCAGGGCAUGUGCUCGAGCAGUCAUGUUCAGGGAGCRUCCUCACAAGCACCCCUCCUGCCACGCAGCUGGCUGAAGAGCCGUGGCGGUGAUGAUUCCUGGUGUCUCGCCUCUCAUGUCCUCCAGAGCAAUAGUACUUGUUUUGAAAGCCACUCAGCCUGGUUGUUGGUGUCUGGUACUUUGCACGUCCAAGGAGUUGGGGGCCCAUGUGGUGUCAGCGGCUGGCGCCUGUCUUGGCACUGCCACUGCGGCCUGGCUCACCCGCUCAGCUGGAACGCACCUGUGGUCCGCGGGAGGGAAGAAGGGCUCUGGAGUCCAUGCUCCAGGUGGGCUUUGCACUCCAAUCUCCCCUGGUGAGUGUGAGUGGGAUGACUCUGAGGGGGCAGGUCUGGCCCUGUUGCCCAUCUCCAUGCGUAGGACAUGAGGGGGCAGCCACCAUGACCCAACUUCCGCUCAGAGUGGCAGUGUGGCCUCCCCAGCCUGUCCCCAUGUUGCUGGCUCCCAUUUGAAGGGGCUCUGACCGUCCCCCACUGUGGACAGAGCUCAUGUCUGGACUUAGUGCGCCUGACAGCUCGGGCAGCUGUGCGACGCAAGCUGGCCUGGUCUGGUCUGGGGCAUCCUUUCCUGUGAGAGUCCCUCCRUGCCUCCGGGUUCCUCAUCGUCUUGAGGUCCGUCUGCCAGCAGGCCUGCUGUAGCUCCGCCAGGCUCUGGAGGGGCCCUGCACUGAGGGGGRCAUUCCUUGGGGCAGGUGCCCCUCAGGGCCUGAGGGGCUGGUGAGGGCUCYACACCUGGUGCUGCCGCAGCAGGAGCACAGGCCCGCAGUGCCCUCUGUGCCCUUGGAUUUGCCUGUGUCACGACGUCUGGCCCUGCAGUGGCCUUUGCCACCAGUGUGGCACAUGCAGAGCUCCCAUGUGCAGUUGCGUCUGGACCCCCCACCACUGUGUGUGUCCGGUGCCCACCUGGGGGCUGAAUGGUGAGCACUGAUGAGGAACCUGGAAGGGAGUCAGCACCACGCACUAGAGAAGCAGGGCUUGAGUGUCCAGCUCAUCAGAUGCUUCGGACCCAGCGCUGGGGUCCGCGUGCUCAUCAGCAGGCCUGGCAUUGGCCAGGUGUGUCUGGCCAGCAGUGCGCCCUCGCAGGCACCGCGCUCCCUGGCUCCUUACUCCUGACCCUGCAGGACUGCGAAGGUCUGGCUGCGCUGGUCUUCCUUGUCCUUCCUCCUGUGCUGUGGCCUCUCUUCAGACCUGACUGCCCAGCAUAGUGCUCCGUCCAUCUGCGGCCCAGGGGAGAGCAUGGGCCCCCUCAGAGCUGCUGAGAGAGCGGGCCUGGGAUCUGGGGUGCAAUGUGGACCCUGCUGCUGCUCAGUGUCAGCCUCUUGUCUCUGGCAGGCCUCCACAGUGAGCCUGGCCACAACAUGUGGUCAGAGGUGACUUUCUUGCCACCCCAUCAAUGGCAUCGGCUGCCCCACCAGCUGUAGGCCUAGUGCUUGGGGGGACACCGUGCCUCCUGUGCUCGGCUGCGGCCCUCCCUCUGUGGGGGCGGGGGGGCGGCCUUCUCCGUGCCAGUCGUGAUUCGGAGUUCCAAAGGCAGAGUGUGCAGCUCRCAGCCCAGACUGCCACUCCACCUGGCCCCUGCAGGAUGGACCUAAUCAAGAGUCGCCGGGUCACUCUGAUGAGGUUGGGCUUCCCUGGCUGCUGGCCCUACAGGCAUGUGUGCUGACUGGCAGCAGGUAGAACAAGACAAACUGUAAAUACUUUGUUAACACAAGUAUUUGUACUUGAAGAGUAGGACCUUAGAGGGCAUGGAUGUCCUGCCAGACAGAUGGCAUAAUAAAGUGACCUUUUUAUAUG
Messenger RNA from Urocitellus parryii (Arctic ground squirrel), 11274 nucleotides. It is a transcript of the gene Ep400, whose product is annotated as E1A binding protein p400. Gene Ontology annotation, biological process: DNA repair. The record is from RefSeq and is a predicted model, not a curated record. Gene Ontology annotation, cellular component: NuA4 histone acetyltransferase complex; Swr1 complex. Lineage: Eukaryota; Metazoa; Chordata; Mammalia; Rodentia; Sciuridae. Gene Ontology annotation, molecular function: chromatin binding; ATP binding.